AUGUAUCUGCCGUUUUCUUUCUAUUCAAAGAUGGCUUCCCCUGCUAUUGCUUUGGCCUUUGUUCCCCUUCUGCUGACACUGAUAAUCAGGUACCGCUACUACUUUGUGCUGUUCUAUCGGGCGGUUCUGGUUAGGAUUUGGAAGGACUGUGUAACUGGUUUGAGCCGAGAAGAGCGUGCGUUCCAGUACGUUCUGACUAACUCCACACCUGGGGACCCAGACAGCAUCCUGGACGCUUUUGAUUACUGGUGCAGCAAGGUGGAGUUCAUCAGCAACAUUGGGCCUAAAAAAGGUAAGAUCCUGGACCGCCUUCUGAUGGAGCAAAACCCUUUAACAGUGCUGGAACUGGGAGCUCAUUGUGGAUACAGCACCGUGAGAAUCGCCCGGGCUCUUCCUCUUGGGGCCCGACUCUACAGCAUCGAGAUGGAUCAAGGGAACGCAGCCAUUGCUGAGAAAAUCAUCCGUCUGGCAGGAUUUGACGAUGACACGGUGGAGCUCAUUGUGAAUCCAUCUGAUGAAGUAAUACCUCGGCUGCGGUCCGACUACAACCUGGAUAAGCUGGAUUUUGUAUUUAUGGAUCACUGGAAGAAAUGCUACCUGCCUGACCUACAGUUACUGGAGGAAUAUGGUCUGCUGGGAAAAGGGUCUAUGAUUGUGGCUGACAACGUGCUGUUUCCUGGGGCUCCGAAGUUCCUCCGAUACCUCCGGAAGUGCGGCUUGUAUGAAUGGAAGAUCCACCGAGCCACACUGGAGUACAGCAGGGGCAUCAGGGAUGGGAUGGCUGAGCUCAUCUACCAGGGAAUUAAAUAA
Messenger RNA from Poeciliopsis prolifica (blackstripe livebearer), 810 nucleotides. RefSeq names its product transmembrane O-methyltransferase (gene tomt). The record is from RefSeq and is a predicted model, not a curated record. Bases 1 to 810 code for a protein of 269 amino acids. The transcript is spliced from 4 exons. Lineage: Eukaryota; Metazoa; Chordata; Actinopteri; Cyprinodontiformes; Poeciliidae. Gene Ontology annotation, biological process: catecholamine catabolic process; dopamine metabolic process; developmental process. Gene Ontology annotation, molecular function: catechol O-methyltransferase activity.